AUGAGUGAAUAAUAAACACCUAAUCGAGGGAGAUUUUUAUCACCUUAACCAGGUAAUUAACAAUCAAGAGUCAAUUCUGAAAGUCACAUUAUCAUUCCUAAUGAUAAGAUGAAGAGAUCUAAUGCAGGAGGGUCAAGCGUAAGAGUAAUUAAUUCAGUAAACAAUGUUCUUAAUCCAUUAGCCUCCUGUUGCUAUGACAUAAUCAGCUGUAGUAAAUCAGUUAGAGUACUUUUAAAUGCCUAAUGGAGCCAUAUAACCUAUGAUAACAUCAAGGGUAGUACCUACACUUGUUAGACCAUAAUAAAGUAAUGAUUAUUAAGAUAAUUGUUAGCCAUUAUCAUUAAGUAAGAUGGAGAUGGGUCUGACUUGGAUAAGGUUAAUUAACUGUAAAUAGAAGUAGAGUAAUGGAAAGCAAGAUUCUUUGCUCUUCAAAUUACAAGCGGCGGCACAGGAUUGGAAGAGCUAGUAUUUAAUGAAAAUAAACAUUUUAGACUGGAAUGUAUGAGAUGAGACUUAAGAUACUGUCAGAUGAAAAUGGGAAGUUGUUAGCAUUAAUAAAACAACUUAUUAAUGAAAACGAAUAAAAAGACUUAGCAAUUGCGUAAAGAGAUAAUAAAAUUUAUUAACUUGAAUUAAAUCAACAUGAACAUAAUGCUCUUUAAGAGUUACUUAAGAAAAAACAAGAUGAAAAUUUAGAGGUAAUAUUUAUUUGAAUUUUCAGUUAAGAGGAAAAUUAUAAGGAUUGGAGGAAUUAUUGAUUGAUGCAAGAAAAUAAGAAAUUGAAAACUUUGAAUUAUAAAGUAAGAUUAAGAAUUUAGAAAAUGAAUUGGCUAUGUGGAAAGAUAAAUUCAAGUUAUCUGAAGAAGAUAGAAACAGAUUAUUAUAAGAAUUAAGAGAAUUAUUGGAAAGAAUGAAUCAAUUAAAUUUGGAUACAGUUAAGAGAGGUCAAUUAUCAACUAUGGAUUUAUUAGAGGAUGAGAAUAAGAAAUUAAGAGAUUAAAUUAAUUAAAUAUUAAAUGAUUUAGAUUAAUGGAGAAAAAAGGCAUUAGCAUUAGAAUUAUAAGUAUUUGAUCUUUAGGUUCAAGUAACUGAUUAAGAUAAUAAUAAUAAAUUAUUAGUUAGAGAAAUUGAAAGAUUAAAUCAAUAAUUAGCAUCAAAAUAAUAAGAAAUAGAAAGAUUAAAGACAAAGUAAUAAAUAAUAUAUAAUUAGUCUCUAAUAAGCUGAAGAUCAUAUCAAAGAAUUAUAAGGGUUAAAACAAUAAAUCUAAGAGAAACAAAGAGUAAUUGAUGAAUUAAAAAGAAAAAAUGAUGAAUAAGGUAAAUAGAUUCUUGAGGGUGAGAAGUUGAAAAAGUAAUUAGAUUAGAUUAGAGGUUAAAAUUAGGAUUUGUAAAAGUAGAAUGGUGUAUUAAAUUAUUAAAUUGAUUAAUUAAAUAGAACACUUGAAAAUAAGUAGUAAGCAUAUGAUAAACUUAAUAAUAAAUUAAAAUUUGUAGAAAAUGAUAAUAAUACUUUAAGAUAAUAGGUUUUAGAAAUUAAUGAAUUAUAAAUUGAAAAAUAAAGUUUAUUAUCAGAAUUGUCAUCAUUAGAUAAAGAACUUAAAUUAAAGACUGAAUAAUUAACUAAUGUUGAAAAAGAAUUAUAAAAUUUAUAAGAGAAAUUACAAUAAUUAAGAAUACUUGAAUUGGAUUUAAAUAGAGCUAAGUCUUAAUUGGAUAUGAAAGACAGAGACAUUGCAGAAUUAAGAAAGUAAAUUAAAGAUUUGACUGUUAAAAACUUUGAAUUGGAAUAAAGAUUAAAAGAAUUGAUAAAUAAAGAAACAGAAUAUUUGAAGAUUUUCUAAUAAUGUGAAACUUAUAAAUCAUUAAAUGAUCAACUUAAUUUAUAAUUAGCUUAAUUAGAAGCAGAAAAUCAACAAUUAUAGUCAUAAGUUGAUGGAUUAGGAGAAUUAUAAAGUUAAUUGAAAGUUUUAUAAUAAAAAUAUGAAUAGACACUUAAAAUAAAUUCAGAUUUAAGUUCAAGAAAUUAAUAAUUAUAAUAAUAAUUCUAAAAUAUAUAAUAAUAAAAGAAUGUUAAUAAUUUAAGAGAUAAUUAAAUUAAUAUUGAAUUAUAAAGAAAUAAUACACUUUUAAAUUAAAAAUCAUAAUAAAUAGAAGAUUUGAAAUUGAAAUUAGCAAAAGCUGAAUAAUAAAUUGAUUCACUUAAUAAUUAAUUAUAAAAUAAAUAAUAAGAAUUAGAUAAUUAGAUUGUGUUAAAUGCAAAAUUAUAAGAUAGAAUCAAAGAAUUAGAAUCUGAAUUACUUAAUCUUAAAAAAACUGUACAAAGUUUAUAAGAUUAAAAUAAUUCUAUUAAAAAUGAUCAUCAUAUGUAACUUUAAGAAUUGAGAGAAGAAAUUCUACGUAAAUAAGAAGAAAUUAAAGCUAUUUAAAAAUUAGCUGAUUAAUAUAAAGAAAAAUAUUUAGAAAAUGAUCGUUAAUUAGCUGAUUUGAAAGGUCUUGAAAGAAAAUUAAAUGAUAUUACAAUUUAAAAGAAUUAAUUGGCUGAUUUAAACACAAAUUAUUAAGAUUAAAUAAGCAAAUUACAAAGUGAAAUUAGAUCAUUAUAAAUUAAGAUUCAAGAAACACAUUUAUUUGAAGAUUAAAAUAAAUAAUAUGAAAUAAUAAUUGAAAAAUUAAAAGCAGAAAAUUCAUUAAAGAGCAAAGAAAUUACAGAACUUAAUAUAUAAUUACCUACAUAUAUGUAAUAAGUUUCUGAUUUAGAGAAGAAAUUAUUAAGAACAGAUCAAUAAUUCUAAAUCUAUAAGAAUGAAGUAGAAAGAUUGAGAUUAGAAAAAUAAAAUUUAUUAAAAGAAAUUGAAGAACUUAAAAGAAAAAAUAAGACUUAAGAAUAAAAGAUUAAUGAACUUAAUCAUUUAUAAGAAUUAAUUCCUUAAUUAGAAUAAAAAGCUAAUAGGUUAUAAAAUCAAGUAGAUAAAUUAUCAAAAUAAAAUUUAGAUUAUAAUGAUUAAAUUAAUCUUUAAAAUGAGUAAUUAAGUUAAUAAGAAUUAUAAAUUAGAACCUUAUUCUAAGUAAAAUCAAAUUUAUAAUAAUUGGAAUCUAAUUAUUCUUUAGUAGUCUAAUAAUUGAAUGAUUAAAGACUCUAAUCUACAAAAUUGGAAUAAGCAUUUUUAAAUGAAUAAUUAUAGCAUUAAAAGACUGCUGAUGAAUUAAAGAAAUCUGUUAAAGAAUUAGAUCAAUUAAGAAAUAAAAUUGAAUAAUUAGAGAAAUUAAUAAAAGAAUUGGAAGGAAAAAUAAUAAAAGAUAGAAUAUUAGAAUAAGAAUUAAAAGAAGCAAUCGGUUUCAACCUUACUUUGGAUACAAAACUUACAUAAGUAAGAUAAGAAAAUGAGUCUUUGAAAAAUGAGAUUGUUUAAUUAAAAGAAGAAUUAGAGUAAUGGAAAGCUAAAUAUUUAUAAAAAGAUAAUGAAGUUAAAACAUUAUAAGUUUAUAAAGCAGAAGCUAUAUAAAUGAGAUUAAUAAAUGAUGAAUUAACAGAUAAUUUUAAUAAAUUAACAAAAUAAUUGAAAGCAAUUACUUUAGAGAAAUAAAUAAUGGAAGAAGAUUUACAACAUUAAAUUGCAGAUUUGAAAUAGAGAAUUGCAGAAUUAGAAUAAUUAGUAGCAUAAAUUGAACCAUUACAAACUUAAAUUAAUGAUUUAUAAUAAUUGGUCAAUAAAUUAUAAAGUGAAAACAAAUAAUUAUCCAAAAAAUUAGGAGAAACUUAAACUAAAGUUAAAGAGUUAGAAAGUAAAAUAGAAGCAUAUGAAGUAAUGGAAAAGGAUUAUUAAAAAUUAUAGACAAAUUAUGCUGAAAAGUAUUAUUAUUAAAAAUUAUAUUUUAGAGCUUAAGAUUUGAGGAUGACAAAAGAAGAUUUAGAUAAGACAACUUUAUAAUUGGAUAAAGUGACAAAAGAAAAAGAGAAUUUAGAUAUGAGAAUAGCUAUGUUGGCAGCAGAAAUUGAGAGAUAAAAACAUUUAAAUAAAAAUAAAUAAGAAAAAAUAGAUGAAUUAACAAAUUAAAACACAGAUGUAUUAUUAAAUAAUAAUUUAAAUAGUUAUCAAAUGUUGUUGCAUAACUUGAACCAUUAGAUCCAGAAAAUACAAGAUUAUCAGAAUAAAUUUAAGAAAUGAAGAAAAAAGCAGAUCAAGAUUAAUUGGAUUUAAUGAAGAAAGAUGAUGAAAUAAAUAAAUUAAAUAAUGAAGUUUAUGGAUUGUAAAAUAAAGUAGCUUUGCUUGGACCAGAAAUAGAGAGAGCUAAACUAAAAUAUAAUGGAGCAUAAAAUACAAUAAAGGAUUUAGAAGAAAAAUUAUAAGAUUAUGAACAUUUAUAAUAGGAAUUAUAAAAUUUAGAUAAUGCCUUAAAUUAAGCUGAAGAGAAGGUUUAAAAUUUAGAGAAAGAAAAUUCAACUCUUCAUUAAACAUUAACAGCAAAGUCAGAUGAAUUAAACUAAGCUAAAGCUAGGUAAAUUUUGAUUAUAAAUAUAGUGUAAAUGAUCUUUAAAACUAAUUGAAUUUAUUGAAUGAAUAAUUAAUAAAUUAAUAAUAAUUAGAGAAUGAAUUAUAAUAGAGAGAUCAUGAGAAUUAAUAAUUGAAAGAAAAGAUUGGACAAUUAUAAUAAUAAAUUGAAUAAUUGGAAUAGAUUAAAGUAAUAAAUUAAUUAAUAAAUUUAGUAUGAUAAUGAAGGUAAGAUAGCUAUGUUAGCCACUUAAAUUGAAGCCUUAAAAUACAAAUAUUAAGUAGCUGAAGGUAAAUUAAAAGAACAAGAAGAUAUAAUUGGAUAAUUGAAUGAUGAUUUAGAUAACUUUGACAAACAUAUUUAAGAAUUAGAAGGUGAAAAUUAAGAUUUAAAGGCUAAAAUGCAAUAGCAAUCAAUUAGAGCUUAUUGAUACAUUC
Paramecium primaurelia is the source of this 4928-nucleotide messenger RNA. The record is from the annotation of a GenBank genome assembly. NCBI's taxonomy places the organism in Eukaryota, Ciliophora, Oligohymenophorea, Peniculida, Parameciidae.